CUCAUCCUAGCUAGUUUGAUACCUUUCUUGCUUCAUAUAAUUUUUUUUAUUUAGGAGACAUGGUAGUACUACUAAGUGGUAAAAUUAGUAUUGAAGUUGUGAUCCAAGUAGCGGCUUCAAAGUUCUUUGAUGUUUUGGCAAAGCAAUUCCACAAUGUUCCAAACAUUUGUGAAAGAAUCAAUGGAUCCAAGUUGCAUCAAGGUGAUGACUGGCACAGCACUGAUUCAGUUAAACACUGGACUCUUCUCAUAGAUGGAAAAGUGAAAACAUUAAAGGAGAGAAUUGAAGCCAUUGAUGAAGAGAAUAAAUCAAUCAUUUACCAAGUCUUUGAUGACGAUAUCAGUGAGCACUAUAAGGUCUUUAAGUUCAUCCUUGAAGUGAAUGAGAAGAAUGAUGAAUGUGCUUGUGUCAAAUGGACUAUUGAAUAUGAGAAGAUCAAUGAGGAUGUUGAAACUCCAUAUGCAUACUUGGACUUCAUUGAGAAGACUACUAAGGAUAUUGCUGAUCAUGUUCUCAAGGCAUAGCUCCAACAAUCACAUAAUAAAAAACAAUAUCAACUAAAGAAUAAUGUUUGUUUCGUCAUAGUAUUUAUCUAAUUUUAAUAAUUAAAUAUUUGAACGAUAAGGAUGUUCUCAUUGUUCUUAUGAAUGUGCUUUAUGUUAUUGAUGAUUUCCUGUUGAAUGUUGAAUGUAUUAACUAAAUAAGCAGUGAAUUUCUCUAUUGUAUUACCAGAUUAUAUUAUCAAUUAUGUUAGCUUCUGUUAUUAUAUUAAGAGAGAGUCAAUUCUGUUUUAGGAAGUUAGUUAAGCCUAGCAGUAGUUAGUUAGAAGAGUAGAUAUAUAAU
Arachis stenosperma is the source of this 843-nucleotide messenger RNA. RefSeq names its product MLP-like protein 43. Bases 60 to 524 code for a protein of 154 amino acids. The transcript has 2 exons. The record is from RefSeq and is a predicted model, not a curated record. Gene Ontology annotation, biological process: defense response. Lineage: Eukaryota; Viridiplantae; Streptophyta; Magnoliopsida; Fabales; Fabaceae.